Messenger RNA from Peromyscus maniculatus bairdii (prairie deer mouse), 2843 nucleotides. It is a transcript of the gene Otor, whose product is annotated as otoraplin. Gene Ontology annotation, molecular function: protein binding. The record is from RefSeq and is a predicted model, not a curated record. Lineage: Eukaryota; Metazoa; Chordata; Mammalia; Rodentia; Cricetidae. Gene Ontology annotation, biological process: cartilage condensation.
GGGUGGUGGCUUCCUAUUGGCUGGGUAUUUACUUAGAGGUCUGGCUUUCAAAUAAAAGAACCACCAAAGUCAGGCGAAGCUUGCUAGUCCAAACAUCGAAAAAGGAAGAUGGCAAAAGUAUUGAUUCUUUUGCUUGGGGGCCUCGUGGCUUUAUGUGCCGGGCAUGGAGUGUUUAUGGAAAAACUUUCUUCUAAGAAGUUGUGUGCAGAUGAGGAGUGUGUCUAUACUAUUUCUCUGGCUAAGGCACAGGAUGAUUACAACGCCCCAGACUGUAGGUUCAUCAAUGUCAAGAAAGGACAGCAAAUCUAUGUUUACUCCAAGUUGGUAAAAGAAAAUGGAGCCGGCGAGUUUUGGGCUGGCAGUGUUUACGGUGACCACCAGGAUGAGAUGGGAAUGGUGGGCUAUUUCCCCUGCAACUUGGUUGAAGAGCAACGAGUGUACCAGGAGGCCACCAAGGAAGUCCCAACCACGGAUAUUGACUUCUUCUGUGAAUAAGAAAUUAGUUAAAUCAUGGAAACACAAAUGAUGAAGACAAGAAAUGGAAAUAACCAAAACAGUAUAUUUACACCUUUCUGGCUUUGUUUGGUGGCAGAAGCUCAGAUUUAGAAGGAGCCAAUAUAUGGGAAUUUUCAACUCGGUCUUGUUUCCUUGCCCCGGUCUUCCCACAGGCUGCACAGAGUGCUGUUUGACUCACAUAAGUCGUGUGUAACCAGGGAAGACAAUCUUCAAUUGCUCAGUGAUGCACACACAAGGUGUUUUAUUUGUAGCUAUUUUUAAAAGGCCAUUCUUCCCAGCUCUGGCUUUCAGGUUCAUAAGGUUGGGGAGUUAUAGGUCUGACUUUUGAAUGCGUUUUCUGUUAUUUGUCUCUCUGGUCAUUUAAAGUCUUAAUACUGUGCUUGUCAGGAUAUUCUAGUAUUGUUAUUCUUUAUACUUGAUACCCUUGGAUGUAAGGAUGUUAGGUAUAAAAAGAGCUUUUGGACUCAUGAAUAUUUGGACUAUGUCUCUGGAUUUUUCUUUUAGAAAUAUUUCAUGUGUUAUUUCAGUUGGGAUAACUUUACAUUCUAAAAGACCAAUUUAUGUUUCCUCUCAUUUAAAUAAAUCUGUGUGUGUGUGCUGAGGAUGACAAUCUUUGGAAACUCCUUUGGUGGAACAAUUUCCUUUUACUCUGUUGUCUAUCUGGAUCUUUUCCAAGCUUUGAGUCAUCAAAAGGGAUAGCCAAAUCCAAGUCUGAAGACUUUUUCCUCUGCUUCUGUCUCUACUUUCCCUUCUUUUUCCAUACAAAUUCCUCUGAACAAGUGUAAUGCAUUAAGAAGUUACCUUGGAAUGUUACUGGGAAGUCAGGGGUCCCCUUUUAUAAAGGGGGAAAAAUUGAAAUUUCUGAUGCCUGUCACACCAAAAACCAGAGAGAAGAAAUGGGAAUUGAAUUCAAGCUGCAUUUUAUUCAGACAGCCAGAAAUCUGGGAAGACGGAGGCAAUGUCCCCAAACCUGCCGUUCUCUCCCCAUCUACAGCUAUAGCUAGUGUGAGUCUCUGCAAAGUUGAGUUGUAUCUCUGUGGUGGGGGGGGUCAGCUUUGCCUUGGAGAUUCACAAUGUUGGUGAAUCUGCCCUCAUUGUCCCCAUAUCACCACUAAUUAUCAUCUUCCUCUGUGUAGCAGUGCUUCUGUGCCCGAGGGCCACUGAGCCUGCACAGAGGCACCACCUAGGUUAUGUGUCUAGGUUGAAGGCCAACUCCAAUUAAACAAACUGUUAGUAUUGUGUGCCUGGCUAGUCACAGUGUGGACAAGCAGACUCCUUUCUACAGGAAGUACUCAAUGUGCUGCUGUGAAAUAUGAGCGUGUCCUUAUCUUUUCCUACCACCUUUGCAGCUUCCCAGUCUCAUAGGUUAAAACAAUUUUUUAAGCAGACCCAGAAGGAAACUCCCGGCAGCUUCUGGGGGGAGGGAAGUGGGUAAGAGGAAGAGAGGAAGCCAUACUUUCUGAGGUAGCGAUCGCUUGUCAGCUGCUGCAAAGGAUGGAAUGCUCUUUAGAGAUGGGAAUGCCCAGCAUGCCAGGGCAAGGGGGCUUAGGAUUUGAGCUAAUACUUGAAAAAGAGACAGAAAGUGGAGGAAGGAAAGAUUAUGUUCUUUCAAUUAGAACUCAGAGAACAGGCUAAGCAGUGAGGAUCUGUAAGCAACUGCAUGGAGAGAAAGACAUCUAGGGUAUAGAGCUCAUUAAGGGGUUAUUUUCCCCUCCGAUCCUCUUAAUGUGUCUUCAGGUAUAACAGAUAGUUUCCUUGAGUGGUGGUUUUCUGUCUAGGUGAUUGGCAGUCCCAUUUAGAUUAACACUUAAGGGAGGAUGCAAUAGCAUGUUUUUGUUAUAUAUGUGUAUAUAUACGCGUGUGUAUGUGUGUAGUAGUAGUAGUAGUAGUAGUAGUAGUAGUAAUAGUAAUGAAGGCCUACUGAGCUCUCAUCCUGUUUUUGUAAUCUUAUAAUCUUUUGAGCAGUUGCAAUGCCAUGUUUCUACCCAGAGUCAAAGAUGCAAUUCAGUUAUCUUUCCUUGGAUAAAAGCUUAUGUAACUGGACCUCUGCUCCCAUGAGCUCACAGCUGCUGUGGUUGCCUGCACAAGACCUGCACGAGAUCAAGCUGGUUGAUAUUACAGCAUGGAGUGGGGGGGUGCUGCCCCCAGCUGAGGAGCUGUUAUUGACAGUUGAUGGCUACUAGGUGGGAGAGAGUCAGUGUACUUUAUGGGUGUGGUCCCUGGUAGCUUGACCGUGUUCCAGUGGAUGACUCCACACCCACGAGGGUAUGGAGAGCGCUAAUUGGACUCUGGAUUAUUUUAAACAUGGCAGGAGUCAUGAAGUUGGA